AUGACGAAUGUCAAACUGUCAGUCAGGAACACGGCGUCUUGUAUCCAAGCCCAAAGCUGCCCGGACUCUGGAACCCAACCUCAGACGUCAGUUUCGAACGGACGACGAAGACUAGGGCUUCGCCUUCUUCCGUGGCUCCGAUUCUGCCCUAGGUGGCAUGCUGUUGCUUCAUGGACAUGGGAUGCACAAGAUGAAACAUGUGGGAUUUGCAGGAUGGCAUUUGAUGGUUGUUGUCCUGAUUGUAAGCUCCCUGGGGAUGAUUGCCCACUAAUUUGGGGUGCAUGCAACCAUGCUUUCCAUCUUCAUUGCAUCUUAAAAUGGGUAAAUUCACAGACUUCUCAGGCGCAUUGCCCCAUGUGUCGCAGGGAGUGGCAAUUCAAAGGAUGAGAUAAAAGUAGAAAUCACUCUUCAAGUGCAGGGGUUGCCAAUGCGGGCUUCUAAUUGUUUGAUUGUAUACUGGUUGAUAUAAAGUGUACACCUCUGUAUAUCUACUGUGUAUUCGUUGAUGUAAACUAAAGUAGCUCCAUCUCAAGGUUUCACAUAAACCACUUUUUGUUUAUUUGGUCUGAUAAGCGAUAGAUUUUCAUCGUUUUUAGUUUCUGU
This is a messenger RNA of Prunus mume (Japanese apricot), 603 nucleotides long. Lineage: Eukaryota; Viridiplantae; Streptophyta; Magnoliopsida; Rosales; Rosaceae. The record is from RefSeq and is a predicted model, not a curated record.